AUGAAGGGCUACUGCACGAAUUCAGCGUAUCUGUCUCUUAUGAAGGAACAAUGUCCACUCACUUGCGGUUAUUGCACCGGUACUGCAACCACACCGAAGCCGUCGACAUGUGCUGACAUAAGAAAUCCACGAACCGGAGAGAACGAAUGUCCUGGAAUGGCCGCCUAUUGCCGUAACUCAGCCUAUCUCUCUUUCAUGAGAGAGCAAUGCCCCAAGACAUGCGGAUACUGCUAA
This is a messenger RNA of Cooperia oncophora, 234 nucleotides long. The record is from the annotation of a GenBank genome assembly. Lineage: Eukaryota; Metazoa; Nematoda; Chromadorea; Rhabditida; Trichostrongylidae.